Pezoporus occidentalis (night parrot) is the source of this 517-nucleotide messenger RNA. RefSeq names its product ripply transcriptional repressor 1 (gene RIPPLY1). The transcript is spliced from 3 exons. Gene Ontology annotation, biological process: embryonic pattern specification; negative regulation of transcription by RNA polymerase II. Gene Ontology annotation, cellular component: nucleus. Lineage: Eukaryota; Metazoa; Chordata; Aves; Psittaciformes; Psittacidae. The record is from RefSeq and is a predicted model, not a curated record. Bases 1 to 495 code for a protein of 164 amino acids.
AUGAGCACGGGGCAGGGAGAUUACGCUGGCCAAAAGCCCGUCGGGGGUGGUGGCGGUGGGAAUAGGCGCCAGCUUCCUUUGCGGGGGCAUGAGGACCUAAACCCAUGGCAGAGGAGGGGGGAGAAGCCGGCUCCAGGGCAGGCUGACCCGUCUGACAGGAGCCCCAGGGCUGGUCCCACCACAACCGUGUCUCCUCAGGCUCGGCCUCGGGAGGCAGCGGCAGACGGCGGCCCCGACAAAGCGCUGGCGUUUUUCCACCACCCCGUCAGGCUGCUGUGGCCUAGAUCCAAGUCCUUUGACUAUCUGUAUGCCGUGGGGGAGAAGCUGCUGCAGAACUUCCCCGUGCAGGCAACCCUCUGCCUCUACGAAGACUCAGGCAGUGAGGAGGAUGAAGAAGAGGAGGAUGAAGAAGAGGAGGAUGAAGAGGAGGAAGAGGCAGGGGCCAUGCCUGCAGGCUCCCCGCCGCAUGCAGGCAGUGCUGCCAGGCCGGCGUGAGGGCACCGCGGAGGUGCGGGCA